Molecule: messenger RNA, 1791 nt
Organism: Lactuca sativa (garden lettuce)
Lineage: Eukaryota; Viridiplantae; Streptophyta; Magnoliopsida; Asterales; Asteraceae
Source: RefSeq, a predicted model, not a curated record
AUGAAGCAUGGGAUUCGACACGAAGUCAUCGAGCAGAAGGUAAGAUUUAUGAAUGAUCCAAGGUUAAAAUGGAUGGUAGUGGUAUCGAAAGUGAAAGCCCACGAACAGUUCAGAAACUAUUCCUUAGAAAAGUUGCUAGGGAUCUUGAAGUCACACGAAAGUGAAGUUACUAAAGAAACUAAAGUUGUGUCAGGCAUGGGUUCAUUGGCUAUGGUUGCAAAGAGAAACAAAGUUAAUGAGGAUGAUUUUGAGUCUAACCUUUCUGACUGCGAACUCAGAAAUGAAGACUAUAGUUCAGAAAAGGUGAAAGAGGAUAAAGUCAACAACUUCCAGAAAGAAGAAGAUAAAAAAGAGAAGAAGGUUGCAGGUGAUUCGCGAUAUGAUUGCAACUACUGUCACGGUAAGAAUCAUUUAGCAAAAGAUUGCAUGCUAAGAAGAACGAACGAGAAGGAGGAGGGAGAGGAUGAUGAGGCGUAUCAUCUUCGCAAGCUUGAGGAAAUCAAGCAAAAAAAGAAAGAUGAUAAUGUUAUGCCUGUUCUGGUUGUGCAUGAAAAUAAUGAUGAAAACGAGUGUGGUGGAGUGGAAGUAUGGUCCACUGAUUCCAAAGAUGAAGAAGUCAGAAAACCCACUCAUGGAAAGAGCUUGGUGGCAAAAAGAGAGCCGCAUGAAGAUGAAAUUGAUGCUAAUUGUUUUCAAUGUGAAUCUAUCGUUUCAUCAGAUGAAACUUCUGAAGCCUAUAAAAUUAGACUAGACAAAACUGAAUCAUACAUUAAGUCCAAGGAUCACAUGGACACGUUGAGACAAUUACAUGAUGAAAAUGACAAAUUAAAAAUCAAAACUGAGAAUGUACAAAAAUUUGAUUCGUUGAAAGAUGAGGUUGAUUGUUCGCAAUUCCUUCAAGAGGAAAAUGAAAAGGCGAAAGUUCUCAUUUCAGAAAAUUCAGUUGAAUUCGCUCGUAUUUCUCAAAAUGAACCAAAAACAUUAAAAGUGAAAGCAACUGUUUUCCCUAUGGUCCAAACUGUUCCCAAUCAAGUGUUUGCCACAGGAGGACUAGACAAAAAUAAAACAUUUGAACUUACGUCGCUCGUUAAUGAAAAAUACAAAGAUGGUUGUGCUGAAUUCUUUUGGUCUGCACCAAUAGGCAAUGCAGAUGAAACGAAGGGUUUGUCUGAAAGAACCUCUUGGAAAGUUAAAGGAAGAUAUGUAGCAGAACUACUAGACAAUCUUUUGGAUUUUAAAAAGGGUAGCCCAAGUGGCACCAAGGAAGUUCAAAGCGAAACCAAACCUCAGUCGGCAAAGAACAAACCUCAUGUGAAGAAAGCGAAACCUCAAGUGAAUAUUCACAAGUCAGCUGAACAACUUGCUGAGCAAAAACGUUUGAGGAAUCAGAGAUAUCAGAAUAAUCUCAGUGAGAGGAAGAAUUUUUGGCAAUCUCAAAAUUCCAAUUACCUUCGCAGAGAAAAAUCUUCAAAUCAGAGUACGAAAGCUCUUUCGCAAUUAAUUCAUGAUGAUAAGUUUGACACUGAAUGGUAUAUUGACAGUGGAUGUUCAUGUCACAUGACGGGAAGAAAUGAGGAGCUAAGAGAAUAUAGAGAACUGAAGGAUGGAGGUGUUGUGAAGUUCGAUAAUAAUGCACUUGGAGAAAUCAAAGGUUACGACAUGAUUACUAAUGGCAAAUUCUCGAUUCGUAAAGUGGCGUAUGUGGAAGGACUACAACACAACUUGAUAAGUGUUUCAGAGUUGGUUGUUGUUACAAGAUUGAAGGUCUCGUUUGAUGAUGAAGGAUCAUAA